Molecule: messenger RNA, 3060 nt
Organism: Oncorhynchus kisutch (coho salmon)
Lineage: Eukaryota; Metazoa; Chordata; Actinopteri; Salmoniformes; Salmonidae
Gene: kif6
Product: kinesin family member 6
Exons: 21
Coding region: 97-2397 (766 amino acids)
Biological process (GO): microtubule-based movement
Molecular function (GO): microtubule binding; ATP binding; microtubule motor activity
Source: RefSeq, a predicted model, not a curated record
UGGCAACUACUGCUACAACAAAUCCAAAAGGCUUGACUAGAGUGGAGCAGUCAUCAUAAACGUUUGUUUACGUUAUCCAAAUGUGAAUGCGUUUGCAUGAAAACAUAUGAUUCCCAGAUCCCAGUUGAAGAAAAAAUGGUAAAACAGAGCAUCCAGAUCUUUGCCCGCGUAAAACCCACAAAGAAACCGGCCUCGGUAUACUGUGUGGACAAUGGGGAGCCGGCGGGUUCUAUACUGGAGUUCCUGGUACCCAAGGACCUGGCUGACGGCUUCAUAAACAACAAGAAGGAGACCUACAAGUUCAGGUUCCAAGAGGUGUUUGAUCAAACAGUCAAGCAAGAGGACAUAUUUGAAGCCAUCGCCAAGCCAGUGGCAGACAGUGUAUUGUCGGGAUACAAUGGUACCAUCUUUGCCUAUGGCCAGACUGGUAGCGGGAAGACCUUCACCAUCACAGGAGGCGCUGAGCGCUACAGUGACCGGGGCAUCAUCCCUCGCACGCUCUCUUACCUCUACCAGCACUUCAGCCAGGACAGCAGUAUGGUGUACACCACCCACAUCUCUUACCUGGAGAUCUACAACGAGGUGGGCUAUGACCUGCUGGACCCCCGGCACGAGGCCUCUCGCCUGGAGGACCUACCGAAAGUUACCAUCAUGGAAGACCCGGACCAGAACAUACACCUGAGAAACCUGUCACUCCAUCAAUCAGCCAACGAGGAGGAGGCUCUCAACUUGCUCUUCCUGGGAGACACCAAUCGCAUGAUUGCAGAGACCCCUAUGAACCAGGCGUCCACGCGUUCUCACUGCAUCUUCACCAUGCACGUGUGUGGCCGUGAGCCCGGCUCGGUCACCGUGCAGCGUUCCAAGCUACAUCUGGUGGACCUGGCGGGCUCGGAGCGGGUGGGCAAGACAGGCGUGUGUGGGCAGCUGCUCACGGAGGCCAAGUACAUCAACCUGUCACUGCACUACCUGGAGCAGGUCAUCAUUGCUCUCUCAGAGAAGAACCGCUUGCACAUUCCCUACCGAAAUUCCAUGAUGACAUCGGUGCUGCGGGACAGCCUGGGAGGGAACUGCAUGACCACCAUGAUCGCCACUGUGUCUGUGGACAAGAGAAAUGUUGAUGAAUCCAUCUCCACAUGUCGCUUUGCCCAGCGGGUCGCUCUGAUCAGGAACGAGGCUCUGCUGAAUGAAGAGAUGGACCCUGCCCUGCUAAUUGUGAGUCUGAAGAGGGAGAUCCAGUGCCUGAAGGAAGAGCUCUCUAUGGUGACCGGGGAGAAAAGAGAGGACCAGCUAACUCAAGAGGAGAUUCAUAAGAUGGAGGAGCUGGUCAAGAUCUUUCUGGAAGACCCUGAUUGUGAGGUCACACUGGCAUUGGGACCUGACAUGAGAAAAAUCCAUUACUGUUUCUCUCUGCUAAAGGUAAUGAUACGAGAGAGGUUGUCUAUUGGAGACGAGGGAGGUGACCACCCCGACCAAAAAGACAGCCCCCAGCUCCAGCCUGCAGACCUGACCAAGCUGAGGGAAAUGUUGACUCAGCGCGAUAACGAGAUCAAUAUCCUGGUGAGCAUUCUGAAGAAGGAGAAGAGGAGAUCUAAGGACGCUGCUGCUCAACUGGCCAACAUCUCCAAUGGCCGUUCCUUGGACCCCCAGAGUCCUUUGAGGUUAUACACAGCGUCACUGGCAGGAGACACAGAGGCAGUUGAAAAUGACCAUGGAGUGCCACCCACUCUUUAUGGGGAAAGAGCGUCCAAGCUGUCGAUGGGCAAACAGGAGGCUUUUGAGAUCUUCAGGAGAGACCAUGAAGACCGGCUGACCAUCGAGGACAACAAGUCCCUGCUCAAACAGAGGUUUGCUGAGGCUAAAGCAUAUGGGGAGGAGGUGAACGAAGCCAGAAACGGAGUCAAUAAACUGAAGAAGCAGUUGGAGUUGCAUAGGAUGCAGAGAGCCGCUCACGGUGUCACUGUUAGCCCAGCAGAGGUAGAGGAGGUAGACCCUGUGGAAGAAAACAUCCGCAGACAGAUGGAUGAGGAGAAGAAGAGUUACAAGAGCACCUUUGGCCAUCUGAAAACACUGAAGAUGGAGAUUGAGCACCUGCAGCUGCUGCUGGAGCGGUCAACGGUGAAGCUCCAGAGAGACUUCCAGGAUUGGUGGAGCCAGGAGGCCGCCAGGCUACAGGUCCCAGAGUCAGAGGGCAUGGCUAGGGGUCAAAGUUCAAUACGGACCAAUCAGAGCUCCGAGUCGUCCUCUCCUAGCCAUCCAAUGACCAGAGCCCUGUCCUCCACUGAGCUCUCAAAGUCCUUCUUCCCUCUGACUGGAGACCAGCAGACAGACGCAGACAUCCUGGGCUUCAUUAGGGCCCGACACAACCUGCUCAACAGGACAGGGCCACCUCUGCCAUGACCAAAAUGCUUGUCUUGUGGCUGCAUCCCGAGCAGAAGUGAAGGAGUGCCACCCGGAAUGUGUUCGACACACAUAGGAUCUAUGCGAUUGGUGCCUUGAACUUAACCCAGAUGCUCUCACAUGUCCACAUGAAACCCAGGCCUCAAUUAUGUUAGAAUGGAUGUUAGUUGGAUGAAAGGGAACUGGAGGAAGACUAAAAUUCACUCACACACACACACACACACACACACACACACACACACACACACACACACAGACCCACUUUCUCACUCAGACAUACAAACACACACACACUCACCCACUCUCUCACUCACACAAACACUAGUGGUGUGUGGGUCAUCCCUGUUAGUGAGCAUUUCUCCUUUGCCAAGAUAAUCCAUCCACCUGACAGGUGUGGCAUAUCAAGGAGCUGAACUUUUUCGGGAUCGGUGCCCCUUCCAUGGGACGGUUGAGCUAACAUAGCAUGAGGUUGUAAGUAACAAGAAGAUUUCCCAGGACAUAGACAUAUCUGAUAUAAGCUAAGUUAAUCUAACUGCUCUGUCCAAUUUACAGUAGCUAUUACAGUGAAAGAAUACCAUGCUAUUGUUUGAGGAGAGUACAAUUUUGAACAUGAAAAGUUAUUAAUAAACAAAUCAGGCACAUUUGGACAGUCUUGAUACAACA